Messenger RNA from Oldenlandia corymbosa var. corymbosa, 3628 nucleotides. Lineage: Eukaryota; Viridiplantae; Streptophyta; Magnoliopsida; Gentianales; Rubiaceae. The record is from the annotation of a GenBank genome assembly.
GCCCGUUUGAAUGAUUAUGCCGGUCUCUCUUCAUUCCUGAGUUCCCUUUGCUUGCCUCGUUGAUAAGCUUUAACAGUAAGCUCGAACUUUCCUUUAACUUGCGGUGGUGUUCAGUCCUUAUUUGCUAUUGCUGGUUAAGUUGCUUCUUGUUCUAUCACAGGUAUAUGAAUAAAAAAACGUAAAAUAUAAAUCAUAGAAGUUGGAUCAUUGUUCACCCUGAAAUAGUGGAAGCGAACGCUAGUUUUCAUGACAGGACAGAUGAUGGUAGCAAUCGUUAUAUGACUUGGGUUGGAAAAUGCGGAUUAACUAAUUUAAAAGUUGUUGAAUGAUGAUUAGUUUCUGAUUCUUUAAAGGAGGGUAUAUGGGUAUGCAUUAGUACUCUUUAGUAUUCUUGAGUAUGAUUGUAUGAGAAAGAGUGCUUUUCUGUGGACCUUUUGGGGAGUUUCUUUGGUUGUUUGCCUCUUCCUGGUGGUUGUGACUAAUUCAGUGUUUAGAAGAAGGAUUUAGCUUAUAUUGAAAUGAAUCUUGCAGAUCCAUUGUUGAGAGAGACACUUGAGGAGUGAUGAUGUUCCUCAGCUCAACUAUACGGAUGAAGAAAUCAAGCACCGUUGCACUUCUUCAAUUUACCUCUUUUCUUUUAUAUGCCAUUUUCUGGGCAGCUUCUGCUGCUGAUGCUCACAAAGAAGACGACUUUCUUGGUUGCCUUAUGCACCAUUCCAACGAUCCUGUUGCAUUUUCCAAACUGAUUUCUACACCCCUCAGCACUUCCUACUCCUCAAUCUUGAAUGUAUCCAUCCAGAACAUGAGGUUCACACUGCCAAACACCCGGAAACCUCAACUCAUCCUUACUCCAGAUCAUGAAUCACAGAUACAAACUGCAAUACACUGCUCCAAGAAGCACAAUUUGCAGGUUAGGAUCCUGAGUGGCGGCCAUGAUUUUGAAGGCAGUUCUUACGUUUCUGAUGUCCCCUUCUUCGUUCUCAACAUGUUCAACUUCAGAUCAGUGUCUGUAGAUCCCGAAAGCCGAACAGCAUGGGUUGGAGCUGGAGCAACUCUUGCAUUUCGUCUCAAAAGAACUCUAGAACAAAAUGCAACAGAAUUAGUCCACAAAUGGCAAUUCGUUGCACCCAAGUUGCCCGAAAACCUGCUUCUUGAACUCCAAUUAACGGUUGUUCAGUCAAAUGAAACAGGCAAGAGAACUGUACAAGCUUCAUUCGUUACCCUGUUUGAAGGUGGAGCUGAUGAGUUAGUUGGCCUAAUGAAAGAACAUUUCCCAGAAUUAGGCGUGGCUAAAGAGGACUGCGUCCAAUUGUCAAGUUGGGUUGAAUUCAUAACGUAUUUUUAUCACCUCCCCAUCGAAGAUACCUACAAACUGCUAAAAAGCAGAGUCCCUCUGUCCCCUAAAAGCUUCUUCAAAUCCAAAGCAGACUUCGUUCAAAAGCCUAUCUCGAAAGCAGGGCUUAAGAAACUAUGGGAUCUUGUAAUUAAAAUUGAUUCCCCGCCUGUGGGAAUGAAUUGGACACCUUACGGGGCAAGAAUGGCUGAGAUCCCAGAAUCAGAAAUCCCAUUCCCACAUAGGGCUGGCAACAUAUUCAUGGUGUUCAAGAAGAUCCAGUGGCAUGAAACAAACCCAGAGGUAAUGAAAGAGCGUCUUGCUUCAAUGCGAAAGCUCCAUAGACUUAUGGGUGAGUUUGUGGAUAAUAAUAACCCUAGAGCUGCUUAUGCAGACUACAGGGACCUGGAUUUGGGAGUCAAUAACGUUGGGAAAACAAGUGUUGAACAAGCUAGGAUCUGGGGAGCUCCGUAUUUCAAGAAUAAUUUUGAUAGACUUGUUAGGGUGAAGACUAUGGUUGAUCCUGAUGACUACUUCAAGAAUGAGCAGAGCAUUCCACCUUUUUCAACUCAUUCAUCCCGGUUUUUGAUUUACACACUUGAAGGAAUUCCAUCGUUCGCCGGGCUGAUUAGCUUAAUCCAUCCAACAUCUGAAUCUGCUAGGGCAACUUACGGCUGGAACUCAAAAGUAGAGAUGAAGUCAAAGAAGUCUCUAUUUCAAUACACUUGUAUUUUUCUGUGUGCCAUUUUGUGGGCAGUUUCAGCUGAUCCACACCAAGAAUUCAUCAGUUGCCUGCUGCAUAAUUCCAGCGAUUCUGUUGCCGUUUCAAAAAUCAUUUCUACACCACAUUCCACUUCCUACGCAUCAAUCUUGAAUGCUUCCAUCCAAAACCUGAGAUUCUCGUUACCAAACACUCCAAAACCUCAACUGAUCAUCACUCCAUUUCAUGAAUCCCAAAUACAGACGGCAAUACAUUGCUCCAAAAGACAUGGAUUGCAGAUGAGAAUCCUAAGCGGCGGCCAUGAUUUCGAGGGCAGUUCUUACGUUUCUGAUGUCCCCUUUUUCGUCCUCAACAUGCACAACUUCAGAUCAAUCUCGGUAGAUCCCAAAACCCGAACAGCAUGGGUUGGAGCUGGAGUUAACCUAGGACAAACAUAUUACAACUUAGUCAAAACAAACAGUUGCUUUGCAUUCCCAGCCGGAUAUUAUGCAACAGUUGGUAUUGGUGGGCAUGUAACCGGGGGAGGAUACGGGCCGUUGCUCCGAAAAUUCGGACUUGCAGCCGAUAACGUUGUCGAUGCUCGCGUAAUCGAUGCGGAGGGAAGAAUUCUUGAUCGAAAAUCAAUGGGAGAAGAUCUCUUCUGGGCAAUUAGAGGAGGAAUGGGAGCCAGUUUUUGUGUCAUCCUGGAAUACAAAAUCAAAAUAGUUGAGGUAUCGAAUCAUUUCACGGUGUUUCGACUCCAGAGAACGCUGGAACAAAAUGCAACGGAACUUGUGCACAAAUGGCAAUACGUAGCCCCGAAUGCGCCGGCAGAGCUUCUUCUUGAACUGCAAUUAACGGUUGUUCCGUCAAAUCAAACAGGUAAAAGAACUGUACAAGCUACAUUCAUUACUCUGUUUGAAGGUGGAGCUGAUAAGCUGCUUAGUUUCAUGGGAAAGAAAUUUCCUGAAUUAGGAUUGGUUAAAAAGGACUGCAUUCAAUUAUCAAGUUGGGUUGAGUUCAUCAACUAUUUUUUCCAGCUUCCGAUAGAAUCAACCUACAAAUUGUUAAAGAACAGUAUCCCUCCGACCCCGAAAAGUUACUUCAAGUCCAACGCAGACUUCAUCCAAAAGCCGGUCUCGAAACAGGGGCUUCAGAAAAUAUGGGAUCUGAUGCUUCAAAUCGAUAUUUCUCCACCUGUGCAAAUGAAUUGGACACCUUUAGGAGCCAAAAUGGCUGAAAUCCCUGAAUCAGAAACACCAUUUCCUCAUAGGGCCGGCAACAUAAUUCUGGUGUUUAAGCAGAUUCAGUGGCAGGGAACAGACCCGGAGAUGAUUAAAGAGCGUUUGGCGCAGUUCAAAAGACUCUACAACCUGAUCGGACAGUUCGUGGAUCACAAUCCGAGAGGGGCUUACGCCGAUUACAGGGACCUAGAUUUGGGAGUCAACAACGUUGGGAAAACAAGUGUCGAACAAGCGAGGAUCUGGGGUGCUCCGUAUUUCAAGAACAAUUUUGAUAGGCUUGUUAAGGUGAAGACCAUGGUUGAUCCUGGUGAUUAUUUCAAGAAUGAGCAGAGCAUUCCACCACUUUCAUGA